UAGAAAGGCGGGGCAGCGCUAUUUGACGUUUGCGCUUUCCGAGGCGCCAGGUUAAUCUGGUCUGUGCAUGUUGGUUUUCUGAUUGUUAUGGGUUCGCUUAUUUGAAGUUAAGUACUUGCCUUUAGUAGGAAGAUAUGGCGUCAAAAGGGGCCAGACAGAGAGGGAAAGGAGGAGGUGGUAGUAGGCACGAUGGGACUGCAGCGGACACUAAAGCGAAAGAAGACGCCAGGACCAGCGAUUGUCACGGCAGGGAACAAGACACUAGGAAUGAGUCUUCUACCAGUAGAGCAGGGCAAGUUUGGGCACCUGAAGGAUCUACAGCUUUUAAAUGCCUUAUCUCAGCAAGGUUCUGUGCAGCUUUGUUGAGUAAUAUCUCUGACUGUGAUGAAACGUUCAACUACUGGGAACCAACACACUACCUUGUGUAUGGUAAAGGAUUCCAGACAUGGGAAUAUUCUCCAUUGUUUGCUAUUCGUUCUUAUGCAUAUCUGUGGUUGCAUGCUUUACCUGCUUGGUUCCAUGCCAAUAUCUUAAAGACCAAUAAGGUCCUUGUUUUCUACUUUCUGCGUUGCCUUUUGGCCUUUGUGAGCUGCGUUUGUGAACUGUAUUUUUACAAGACCGUAUGUAAGAAAUUUGGGCUUCAUGUUGGGAGGCUGAUGCUGUCCUUCCUUGUUCUUAGUCCUGGGAUGUUUUGCGCUGCAGCUGCAUACUUACCAAGCAGUUUCUGUAUGUAUACCACUGUGAUAGCAGUAACUGGCUGGUUUCAGGAACAUGUUGCUGUUGCAGUUUUAGGGGUGGCAGCUGGAGCAAUUAUUGGUUGGCCUUUCAGUGCGGUCCUUGGGUUACCAAUUGCUUUUGAUUUUCUUAUUAUCAAAAGGCGAUGGAAGAGUUUUAUUAAGUGGGCCCUUAUUGCACUGAUAGUAUUUCUGCUCCCUCUUGUGGCCAUUGACACAUACUACUAUGGGAAGUUAGUUAUUGCUCCACUGAAUAUUGUACUGUAUAAUGUCUUCACCUCUCAUGGUCCAGAUUUGUAUGGUACAGAGCCCUGGCCAUUCUACUUCAUUAAUGGUUUUCUAAAUUUUAAUGUAGCGUUUAUCUUGGCCCUUCUUGCCCUCCCGCUAACAACACUUAUGGAGUACCUGCUGCAGCGGCUCAAUGUGCAGAACCUUGGGAGACCUUUUUGGCUGACUUUGUCUCCAAUGUAUAUCUGGAUUUUGAUCUUUUUCGCUCAACCCCAUAAAGAGGAGCGUUUCCUCUUCCCUAUAUAUCCCCUGAUCUGCCUUUGUGGUGCAGUAGCACUUUCUGCUUUACAGAAAUGCUAUCAUUUCAUGUUCCAGUGGUACCACCUGGAGCACUAUACAACUUCCUCGAACUGGCUUGCACUGGGGACGGUUGUUGCCUUUGGAUUCCUGUCACUGUCCCGGUCUGUGGCAUUAUUCAGAGGAUACCAUGCACCCCUUGACCUUUAUCCAGAAUUCCAUAGGAUAGCUGUUGAUCCCACAGUUCACGCAGUGCCUGAAGGGAGACCAGUUCAUGUUUGCGUGGGCAAGGAGUGGUACCGGUUUCCUAGCAGCUUUCUUUUACCUGACAAUUGGGAGCUUCAGUUUAUUCCAUCUGAAUUUAGGGGCCAGUUGCCUAAACCAUAUGCUAAAGGAUCAUUGGCAACACGCAUUACUCCUACCGACAUGAACGAUCAGAACAGGGAAGAAACAUCACGCUAUGUUGAUUUAUCAAAAUGCCAUUAUCUUGUUGAUCUGGAUUUGCCGACAGAAGCACCAAGGGAGCCAAGAUAUGCUGUUAAUAAGGAUGAGUGGACAGUCAUAGCGUACAAACCCUUUUUGGAUGUUUCAAGGUCAUCAAAGCUGUUUCGAGCAUUCUAUAUUCCUUUCUUGUCGGAGCAGUAUACAACGUAUGCAAACUUUACCAUUUUAAAGCUGCGGAGAUCAAAACAAGCCAGGAAAAAGAGUGGAGGCUAGAAAUAUAUGCAUCCACGAGCCAAUAAAGGACAGCUACUAAAUAAGCUUUGGUAUCCCCUCUCAGAAAAAGCUUAUGAAAAAUAAAAAGAUGCACCUCUGUUAGAGUCAUCCCAGACGGCAUACACAGAAAAAAUGUAGCCAUAAUCAUAGCAAAAAUUUAUGUUUUAGUUUAGUUUUGAUAUUUUUAGAUGUACAGUGCUGGCCUCACUGAAAUUAUUCCUCCUGUUAAGGCUGGGUCCAUUAUAGGUUGCUUAGUGAAAACUGGGAAAUUGUUACUAUCAUUUAUUGCAUCUUGCGUAAGUGCACAGUUGGUCGAGAACAGCAUACUUAUUUGAAAUUUGUGUAAAUAUGUAAUUUCUCAUAUAUGUAGAGUAGCUUAUCGGGUAAGUGAAUGUGCUUGAUUGUACAUGUUAUCUUGUUAUGCAUUCAGUCACUCACUGUGUACAUUAAUGUCUGUGUGUAAUUACACAGUCGUGGCAUUGGCUAUCCGUAUUCUAAAAAGCAAUGGAACAUUGUUUUGAAAAAGGUGUAGUAUCAUUACGGACAUUUUGUACUGACAACAAAGAAUUUACAAGGCUGUUCGUGCCCUUUAAUAAUGCAGAGGACUGGACUGCACUUUCAGCAAAAUUAAGAUGCACCAUUUAUGAAUUGUUUGCCUUUUUGAUUACCUUAAUUAUAAGACAUUUCAUUUAUAUUAUCAUAUGUUUUCAGAAUAUGUAGAAGAAUGUUAAAAAAUUUUAACAGCAUGUUUCCUAUUUUCCUGCUUCCUCCAUCAAGACGUAACUGUAGCACACACAGGUUGUGCACAAAUAGCGACAGAAACCCUAAAGGGGUAUGAGAUCAUGUUUGGUGUAUGGUUAGUCAUGCUGACAUGUUUCAUGGUAUCUGUAUUUGUCAUUAUCCUACAUGUGUUUUCCAUUGCAAAGAAAAAAAACUCUCUGCAAUCUGAACUGAACUGAUGGCAUUAAAAUCUGGAGAAGACUG
Protopterus annectens (West African lungfish) is the source of this 2960-nucleotide messenger RNA. It is a transcript of the gene ALG9, whose product is annotated as ALG9 alpha-1,2-mannosyltransferase. The coding region runs from base 135 to 1976 and encodes 613 amino acids. Gene Ontology annotation, cellular component: endoplasmic reticulum membrane. Gene Ontology annotation, biological process: protein N-linked glycosylation. The record is from RefSeq and is a predicted model, not a curated record. NCBI's taxonomy places the organism in Eukaryota, Metazoa, Chordata, Ceratodontiformes, Protopteridae. The transcript has 15 exons. Gene Ontology annotation, molecular function: alpha-1,2-mannosyltransferase activity.